AGUGUGGUUUGCUUUUUGUCUGACUCUCUAAAAGUUUUAUAUAAUUGGAUCUUUAGGACAUUAUCCCUGAAGGAUCUGAAGCUUCAAAUCUCAGCUGCUGAACUUUAAAUUGUUCAGGGACAACGUGUAUUCCCCCAAAACAACAAAUGAUUUAAAUUUACGUAGUAUUUCAGUUGCUACCCUUUGAUAUUUUUAGUGAUGGUGGUAGUCAAUAAUUUUGAAAGAAAUGCAUUGAUUUUAUUGAUUUUACACAAUAACAUUUUUAAACAUGGAUGCAUUCAUUCUUCCUUGUACACAGCUAACUUUAUAAAGUAUAUCAAAGCAGUAUUUUAAGUGAAGUAGUAAAAUAAGACUGUCACAACGUUUGUAUUUAUGCCAACAUUUUAAACAUGGAGAACUGGGAGAAGAAUGAAAUUGAGAAAUAAGGAGAGAAUGCCAGCGGUAAUAAAGUGAAGACUGAAAUAUUGUAACAUAAACCAUAUGAUUGAGGGACUGACUCAUCUAUGAAAAAGCAAAAAGAGGAUGGCAGUGGGCUUGGCUAUUGUGACCAUGGAGGUUGUUUUUAAGAACAUGUAUUUGAAAAUAGAAUGGAGAGAAUCAGCAGAGAAGGAAACAGUAUGAUGUUGAUAACAAGCAAUAUAUGUGCAAAGCAAGGUAAGUUUUUAAUAAUUUUUUGUUUGUAAUAUGACAUGUAAAAAACCCCACAAACCCCUGAAGUGUCUUAAUUAAAAUAUGGGAGCUUAAAUCCUAUUUUCCAAGAAAUGCUAAUUUUUCUAAGGGAGUAUGUUUUCUGCAUUUGCUGGAUAUUCAUGGGUCUUGGUGAAUAAUAAGGGUAUUACCUGGGUAUAAUUUCUAGAAAAUUUCUUUGAUAUUUUUAGUGAUGGUGGCAGUCAAUAAUUUUGAAAGAAAUGCAUUAUUGAUUUUACACAAUUACGAGGAUAUGGUAUUCAAUAAUGAAUAAACUAUAUAUGGAUGUUAGUGUUUAAAUGGAUGGGCUAUUUUUUUAAUAUUGAUUUUUUAGUUAUAGGUGGAUACAAUAUCUUUAUUUUAUUUUUAUGUGGUGCUGAGGAUCGAACCCAGUGCCUCACGCAUGGUAGGCGAGCGCUCUAUCUCUGAGCCACAACCCCAGCCCGAGGUGGGUUAUUUUAAUGUGAUUUAUAAACUGUCUCUUAGAUAUAAUCACAAUGCAUUAAGCAGCAUCAUCCUUUCUGAAACAGUAUACAGAUCUCCUAAGUUCUCAGCUGGACAGAAUUCGUUUAGACCCAGAACUAUGUAGGUGUUGGUUUAAAAUCCAGUAAUUUAUUUAUUUUAACAUUCAUUCUCUUAUUCCAGGGAAGGUCAUUAUUGGUACAUUUAUUGUACAUUAUGAGCUUUCUUUCCUUCACUUAUCUGGCUUACUUUUCUAACUUGUACUCAAUAAUUUAUUCAAUGUCCAUUUAUAUUUUUUCUCAUUCAUCACUUUUAAAUCUUUAUUGAAAGCCUACUGUGCUAAGGAUAGGAUUGUGAGCUGAAAUUAAAAUAUUAAAUUUAUUCUUGUUUUCAGAUUCAUUGUUUUCUAAAUUUUAUUGUGGAAAAAUCAACUUUUAUGUAGAUCAAACCUGCUUCCCCCCUUGAUUAAUACAUAUGCUAUUCUAUGACUUCUUGUGAACACUGUGUUUGAAAUAGUGAAAAUAAGUUUGAGAGUGCUUUCAUAACUAAACAAACAUUAUACUUUAUUAAUUUCUUUAUGUCCUCAGAUGAAAGGAAGAGAAUUAUACUAGAAUAACUACAGGUGAAAGAAAGGAAAUGCAAGGAGAAAAUUUCACCAUUUGGAGCUUUUUUUUCCUGGAAGGAUUUUCCCAAUACCCAGGGUUAGAGAUUGUUCUCUUCAUCUUCAGCCUUGUAAUGUAUCUGAUUACCCUCCUGGGUAAUAGCAUUCUUAUUUUAAUCACUAUCCUGGAUUCACAGCUUCAAACCCCUAUGUACUUGUUCCUUGGAAAUCUCUCUUUCAUGGAUAUUUGUUACACAUCUGCAUCUAUUCCUACAUUGCUGGUGAACUUGCUGUCAUCCCGAAAAACCAUUAUCUUUUCAGGGUGUGCUGUACAAAUGUAUCUGUCCCUUGCUAUGGGCUCCACAGAGUGUGUGCUUCUGGCUGUGAUGGCGUAUGACCGUUAUGUGGCCAUUUGCAACCCGCUGAGAUACCCCAUCAUCAUGAACAGGCAGGUCUGUGUGCAGUUGGCCACCAUUUCCUGGGUAACGGGCUGUCUGACUGCCCUGCUGGAAACCACUUUUGCCCUGCAGACACCCCUCUGUGGGAAUCUCAUUGACCACUUCACUUGUGAAAUCCUGGCAGUACUCAAGUUAGCUUGCACAAAUUCACUGCUCAUGGACAUGAUCAUGCUGGUGGUCAGCAUUCUCCUCCUGCCCAUUCCAAUGCUCUUAAUUUGCAUCUCGUAUGUUUUCAUCCUCUCUACUAUUCUGAGAAUCAGCUCAGCAGAGGGGAGACACAAAACGUUUUCUACUUGUGGUGCACAUUUGACUGUGGUGAUCUUAUAUUAUGGGGCUGCCCUAUCCAUGUACCUAAGACCUUCUUCAUCAAACUCACAAGAAAUAGACAAAAUCAUCUCAUUGCUUUAUGGAGUGCUUACUCCUAUGUUAAACCCCAUAAUUUAUAGCUUAAGAAAUAAGGAAGUAAAAGAUGCUAUGAAAAAAUUGCUGGGCAAGAUAUUAUCGCAUCAAACAUGAACUUUUCUGAUUGGAUGCCUUUGUUUUACCAAGGAUAUGCCCCUGGCAGAAUUCACUGGAGAAAUUCUAGACACAUACAAUCACUUAGAGCUCUGCCUUGAACCUUAGCUUUAUGAUUUCCUGCGGAGUAUAUGUACACAAAGGAAUUGCUAACGGACUAGAGGAGGUUCCAAUUUGCAUUUAUGAAUAUUUCCUAUCUGGUAUUUCAUGGCUGUGAAGUUUGAGCUAUCAAAUGUUUGCUCUGGAAAGAAACUUGGAUAAAUGUGGAGCCAGUGAAUGUUAGUGCUGAAGAAACUUGUAUAUUUUUGUUGCUUGAAUCCUUUCAAAAGAAUGAACAAUAAAGAUUGGUGUUGAUUAUGGAAGUGAGAAAAACAUCAAAGAAAAAUUAAAAGGCUUAGCAUCACACAGCUGCAGAACUGAGAGGACAAUAUCCUUCUGACUUCUUGAUCAGAUCUACAUGGUAGUAGCUCCCUAACUACCUUUGUUAUUCAAAACUCCUGAUUAAAACUCCCUAUCUUCCUGAGCAAGGCAGUCAUUGAUGCCUUCUGUUCACCUUUUUCUUGAUUUUUUUUGGUUCUGGGGAUUGAACCCAGGAGCACUCAACCACUAAGCCAUAUCCCUGGCCCUUUUUUUGUAUUUUAUUUAGAGACAGGGUCUCACUGAGUUGCUUAGCGCCUCAUUAAGUUGCUGAGGCUGGCUUUGAACUCGUGAUCCUCUUGCUUCAGUCUCCUGAGCUGCUGGGAUUACAGGUGUGUGCCUCCACUCCUGGCUGCUGUUCGUCUUUUUCUAAGCAUAUUUGUGCAAACUGUAUGUGUUUCUACAACACUAUUCCUCUCAUAUAUGAAUCAGGUCUUUUUCAUUCAUGUUUGUAUUUUUUCUUCAUAGAAUAAUUGACUUCACAGUACAAGGAUUCCUGGAAUUUUGUACCUUUUGUAUUUAUAGCAGUCGUUUGGUAAAUUAAUACAUUUGUUAGCUUAAAAUAAUCACUUUAAUGAGAAGCAAGAACUACUGUGAAAAUUAUGCGAAAAAUAAACCAGGGAAGUGAGAUAUAUUUGCUUUAUAAAUAUAAAAUAUCACCAAGAUAAUAUUUAAAUUAACUGUUUUAAAUCUUUCAUUUGUAUAAAAAUAUUGCUUGUUUAAAAUGCAGAUUUGGGGCCCUAGUGCCAGAUAUUCUGAUUUAGUAGCUCUAGGAUGGUUCCCCAAUACUUUGCAGUUAUAAUAGAGCCCGAAGAAAUUCUGAUAAUGGUUAUGAGAUGACCUACUUUGUUUCUGGCAAAAAGCUCUCAUUCCAAAAAUAAAUAAAUAAAUAAAUAAAUAGAAUUUGUUCUCGCUUCUCUCUUUAUCCUUUCUUGUUUUACUCUUCCCUUCGUUCUUUCUACCUCCACUGUGCUUUCUCAGUUGCCUGCCACCCACUGUAGAGCAGAGAAGGGAGGAAGUUUUUGAAUGGAGAAACGUACAACUUGAUAAAUUUCAAAAUAUGAAAGGCUUAAAAAGUUUUAGUAUUGGAUGUUGAGUUUGGGAUUGUUUAACCCUGUGUCCAUUCCCUUAGCUCUAGAACUUCUGUUGUGUGUUCACAGAGGCAUAGCCCACAUGGAAAGAGAGUUGAAAUAAUCACAGCAAAAUUCUGGAGAUGGAGUAAGGGGACAAAUUUAAUGCCAGAUGUUGUUCUCAACAAAUGUUUGAUAGUAGGGGAUAGAAAUAAGCCCUGAAUGAUAGUUUUGGAAUAAUAAGAGAGCUGACAAGGAAGCAUUUAUCCUUAAAGUAACUAUUUUCUCUUUAGAUACCCUGAUCUUCCCGAUCCAACUGCCACAAUCAUUCCCUAGCAAUUUCAGUAUCAUGAAGUUGAAUUUUGUACUAGGGUUUUAUUAGAUUGGAGUUGAAUUUUAUGUUAGAGUAGAAUUCACUUUGAAAUUUAUUAUGUGUGGUGCCAGAUAUAAAUGGGGAUAGCCAGAGCUGUAGAGACAGCUGAAAUCUUUACCUGGAGAGUGAAUGUGGGGAUUUAGGGGCUGGACACCUCUGCCAUCAUCUGUCUGUUUUGCUAUAAAGAACUGAGAAAACUGACAUGAACCAAGUGUUUCAGAUUGGUAUAUGAACCAGAACAGCACAAAAAACAAACAAACAAACAAACAAACAAAAAAAUAGAUUGGAAAUGACUCUGAUGUCAGAAGAGGACCCAGGUGGGAACCUGGGCAGAUAUUUCCCCAGCAGCUCUUAGCUAAGAUAGUAGUUACAACUAUGUUUCAUAAAGUUUCUGUGAAUAACAAAUAAAUGUAUGUAAAUAUAAAAGCAUUUAUAUAUUAUAUUAAUCAUAAAGCUAAU
This is a messenger RNA of Marmota monax (woodchuck), 5043 nucleotides long. Its product is annotated as olfactory receptor 2K2. The transcript has a single exon. The coding region runs from base 1786 to 2724 and encodes 312 amino acids. NCBI's taxonomy places the organism in Eukaryota, Metazoa, Chordata, Mammalia, Rodentia, Sciuridae. Gene Ontology annotation, molecular function: G protein-coupled receptor activity; olfactory receptor activity. The record is from RefSeq and is a predicted model, not a curated record. Gene Ontology annotation, biological process: G protein-coupled receptor signaling pathway. Gene Ontology annotation, cellular component: membrane.